GCAUGCCCUUUAAGACGCGCGUUUUCUUUCUCUUUCUCUCUGUCUCUCUCUCUCUCUCUCUCUAUGUGUGUGUGUGUGUGCUCUUUCUCCCGUUCUCUUUCCUUCUUUCUCUCUCUCUCUCUCUCUCUCUCUCUCUCUCUCUCUCUCUCUCUCUCUCUCUCUCUCUCUCUCUCUUCCUCCGAUCGCUCACGAGCGUUAAUUGUGGUAGUAAAUGGUGUUGCUAUUUCUAUUACUAUUGUCGACGAUGGUGGUAAUGGUAAUGAUGGUGAUGAUGGUGAUGAUGAUGGUGGUGGUGGUGUCCGGUGAUCGCUCUACCUUCGAGCGAGAAAUUCCUUUUGCCGCUUUAAGCCCGGUUUACUCUGUUGACGUUCGCGAUCGCGUAUCGGCGCUCGAUUGGUAGCACGAUCCGUGACCCGCCAAUCGUCGAGACGGGAAGUUUUUCCUUGCGAAUGUCAAGCCGUCGACACGGAUGCAGGACCGAUCUCGACAAUAGACGUUCGCUCAACAGUUCGCGCGUUGUCCUUUUUCGCGACACAUCUUUCUUCUUUUGAUCUCUUCGAAGUGAAUGCGUGCUAAGACGCAGAAAUGGCGAAAAAGAGAGAACGAGAGAAAGGUGUCGUAUGUAGGAUUCGAUCUAACGUAAUGCUCGCUUGAAUAUCGUUUCGAAGUGUUGUUCUCCUUAUUGUGGUGUGCACCACUUUUCAACGAUCCACUGUACGCGUGGAUGUGUGUAGUAGGAUCGAAAAAGGUCGUCGAUAGAUAAACUAUUGUUCUGAUUAAGAAAACUUUCCACGAGCAAUAUUGUCCAUGAGAGAAGGUCUCUGUCGCGAUGACCGCGAUAAAACGAUUGAAAAGCAUAUAGAUAUGCCGAUAUAUCGAGACCUAUAUACUUUUGUCAAAGCGAGAAGACUAUUCUACUGCCUGCCAACAAUAGAACGCCCACGCAAUUUGUGAAACAAAUUUCAUUAUAAUAACUUGAUGGCUGUCAGGAAAAUUCUAUAGGCAUUCAAUGUUGAAAGCUUAACGUUAAGGUAUAAAUAGUCGUGUCGAUGAGAAAUACUCUCAUUCUUUGAGAACAAGAUCGAUAAUACGGAUCUGCUAUUUGACUGAAUCCAUAAGCUAAAAGAGAAGAUUAUAAUUUUAGUAAGUCUAUUUUAUUAUAUUGAAAUAAUAUAGAGCAAAAUUAUAAUACUCUAUUCUUUCCUAUCGGUCAAAUUAUCGAGUAAAAGAAUGAAAAUAAAACUCGACGAUAAUCAGAAAUUAAACACAGAUAUUUCUAAGCACUUUGUAUCGCUAUUUAGAGAAAGAAAGAGGGCUUACGAUUGUUUCUGCAUAAUUUCGACGCUGUAAUUAAAUUAAGUAUUUUACUUAAAUAUAGUCUGGUUAAUUCCAGCUAGUGCAUAGUUGUGCGGUGAAAUAAAAUUAUAUGACCGUUCAAGAUACGAUACAGUUAACGUGUGUACAUAGACCAUUGACGAUAAAGAAAAAACUGUGAGAGCAUAGUAGCUAACAUUUUUUUAAACAGAAUGUGUAAAAGUUAUUUUAAACCAUUGUAUGAGUGGGUGUAUAUAACGACGAAGAAGAACGAAGGGAUAAUGAAACGCUUGAAGUAUCCUAUGGAUGGCAGAGGACGUAUUUGCUAACCCUAAUUACAAGAAGGGUUAUAAGUAUGGAUAACUGCGGUUCCGGAGUGGUACAAGUAUUCGUGGGCGAAUGGAGCCCCGAAUACGAAGCGCUAUCCAUCAAAGCUACGAAACAGACCUCCUCGGCGGAAAUAGUCGAAUGUAUUAUCGAGAGAUUGGGUUUGGUGGAUGUUUCCAACGUUUCCAAUGGUUACGAGUUAGCAGAAGUGGUAGGAAAUUCUGUUGGGCAGGAGUGUAAAGAAAGAAGACUUGGUCCUUCCGAAUGCCCCGUAGCUCUUAUGUUACUCUGGCCGAAGAGUGCUGCCCAGCAAGAGUAUUACAGGUUUUACUUGAGGAAAAAGCAAACGGAUUAUUUAUGGUGCGACAGUAGAUUUCCUAUGGAUCCGCAACUAUUAAAGGAUUAUUUCAAUAGAUUCCUGUAUCAACCACGAGACAAAGAAUAUCCAGAUUUAUGCCAGCUUCCUGACCUUAACGAGCAGACGCUUUUGGACAAUCUUCGUGCUAGAUUUUUAGCUGGAAAUAUAUACACCUAUGUCGGCAGCAUAUUGAUCGCUUUAAAUCCGUUUAAAUUUUAUCCCAUCUACAAUCCAAAGUACGUGAAACUUUAUCAAAACAGACGAUUGGGCCCGGACAUACCUCCGCAUAUAUUUGCGAUAGCUGACGCGGCGUAUCAUUGCAUGUUGAAAGAAAAAAGGAAUCAGUGUAUUGUGAUCAGUGGUGAAAGUGGUUCGGGUAAAACGGAAUCAACAAACUUUUUAUUACAUCAUCUAACUGCCUUAAGUCAAAAGGGUUCCCAUGGUAGUGGCGUUGAACAGACGAUACUCAGCGCUGGUCCUGUACUUGAGGCGUUUGGCAAUGCAAAGACCGCACAUAACAAUAAUAGCAGCCGUUUCGGGAAAUUCAUACAAGUGAACUAUAAAGAAAAUGGAAUGGUACAUGGGGCAGUAGUCCAGAAGUAUCUGUUGGAAAAGUCAAGGAUAGUUUCUCAAGGAAGAAACGAAAGGAACUACCACGUUUUUUAUUAUUUAUUAGCUGGGGCAAAUGAACAGGAAAGACAACUUCUACAUUUAGAAAGUUGCGAACGUUAUAAUUAUUUAAACAAAAGUGGCUGUUACGGUCUUGAGAAUAUCGACGAAAGACAUGAAUUUUCGCGGUUGAAGCAGUCUAUGGAGAUGGUGGGAUUCACGCCGGAGAAGCAAAAACGACUUUUUGCAGUUUUAUCGGCCGUUCUUCUACUCGGUAAUGUCGAAUUUCAACCAAGAAAGUCCUAUCAUCAUCACGACGAGGCAGUAGGGGUUAAGAAUCCUGAAGUCGUCGCAUUAAUAUCCGAGUUGCUCAGGGUGAAACAAGAAACUCUUUUGGCAGCAUUAACUGCGAAACGCGCACGAGCUUCUGGCGAAACGUUGGUCAUUAAUUAUAGACUUCCAGAGGCGAUAGCGGCGAGAGACGCAAUGGCCAAGUGUUUAUACGGAGCUUUGUUCGAUUGGAUCGUGCUUCAGGUCAAUCACGCUUUACUCUCUAAGAAGGAUACUCUGAGGGAUCAUCAAGGAAAUAGUAUAGGGGUACUGGAUAUCUUCGGUUUCGAAGAUUUCAAGACGUGCAAUAGCUUCGAACAGUUGUGCAUCAAUUAUGCAAACGAACAAUUGCAGCAUUACUUCAAUCAACACGUUUUUCAAUACGAACAAAGAGAGUAUAGGAAGCAGGGAAUCAGAUGGACAGAUAUAGGAUACAGCGACAAUUCUGGCUGUUUGAAUCUCAUUGAGGGGAAACCAAACGGACUCCUUUGCCUUUUAGAUGAUCAAUGCAACUUCCCAGGUGCAACGAAUGAGACACUGUUGCAAAAAUUUAAUACGGUGCACAAAGAAAAUCCUUUCUACGAAGCGCCGCAAAGACGCGAGGCGGCCUUCGUCGUACGCCAUUACGCAGGGGCUGUCAAAUACCAAGCCGCUAAUAUGAGAGAGAAGAACUUGGACCUGAUGAGACCAGAUGGAGUAGUUGGUGUACUCAAAAACUCAUCCCUGGCUUUUGUACGAGAACUCGUUGGUGCCGAUCCAGUCGCUGUAUUUAGAUGGGCUAUUCUCAGAGCUUUUUUUCGAGCUCAUUUCGCUUUUCAGGAAGCAGGACGUGCGCAUAGACACGGUAGAGCCGACGGUAGUAAAACAUCUGCACAAAACAGGUAUAGGACGCCGAACGAGAAUUUGAUAAGCCAUCUUGUGACGUUAUCGGCCGUCAAUCUAACUAUUAACCGAAUUGCUUCUCACAAACAUACUCGUCCACCCAGCUAUCAGAAGCAACGAAAUGUCUGUUUACCAUCGACCACUCCCACCGCCACAUUAUCCUGCGUACAAAUUGAAAACGACAGUGUAAACAACAAUCGAUUAUCGUGGCCGCAGUUUAGAAACAUUAAUCAGACUCAACACCCGUCGAAUGUAACAACAACGAAGAAUUACAUAAUAAGGGGCAGGGAAGACCAGCCUCAUAGUAAUAAUAAUAAAUUCAGACGGGAUACUCAUACACCGCUAGAGAGGGUGCUUCCGAAAGACGAAGCUAACGUUAUGGAACGCGCUAAUCAAAUCGUCAUGAAAAACAAAUCGUUCCGUCCAAGGGAACGUGGUAAAAAGGGUCUGAAGAAUCUUCAGACUGUGAAAACUCUCGCCGGAAGAACGCAAAGUUACGGGACUGGUCCGGGAAAAGCAAGGAAGCAACCCAUGACCGUGUCGGCACAAUUUCAACAAAGUUUACACAGCCUUAUGGAUACCUUGAAUCAAGCAAAUCCUUUUUUCAUUAGAUGCAUAAAAAGCAACGCCAAUAAAGUACCGAACGAAUUCGACGAAGAAACCGUACAGCGGCAGCUAAGAUACACCGGGAUGUUGGAGACCGUACGGAUCAGACAAGCGGGCUUUAACGUCCGAUUAACGUACGACGAAUUUAUUCAGUUGUAUCGAAUGUUAUUACCUAAAGGGCUUUUGAGUUCGCAAUCGGAUGUACGUGAUUUUUUGUUAACGUUGAAUCUGAAUAGAGACAAUUAUCAGCUUGGAACAACAAAGGUAUUUCUUCGAGAAUCCGAGAAGAUAAAGCUGGAUAUAGAGUUGCAUCAACAAAUCAUUACGAGUAUCACGACGAUACAAAACUGGUUUCGUGCUUGCUUGGAAAGGAGAAGGUUCUUAAGGUUAAAGAACGCGGUGGUGCAAAUUCAAUCGUUUUGGAGAAUGGUAUGUGCCCAACGAUUUGCACAGGCCCUACGUGCGAGAACGGAAGCUGCUAUUCAUAUUCAAACCGUAUGGAGAGGGUACAAACAACGUACAUGGUUUAAAAAAUUAAGAUCCUGCAUAACGAUCUUUCAGGCUUACGUUAGAGGUAACAACUCUAGGAAAGCUUUCAUGGAACUUAAAAGGCGGAGGAAGAGUAUGAGAAAGAUCGAGGAACCGCAGGAAAAUCGGGAUUCCGAGGAGCAUACGCUUCAAAAAAUCACCUACUCGCCUGCCCAUGCGGACGCGGAGGAACCAUUGUCCAUUUGCGAGGAACGUUCCUUGCCGGAGUACACCGUAUCGCCUCGAAAGUUGGAAGCGCAAAAGCGCCUAACGCCGGUCAAGCAAGAAAACUUACGUAGAGAUGCGACCGGCGACACGAGCGUGCCCUACUCCAAGCGGAAAAUUACGAACAAAAGGUUGUUGCACGAGUCGAGCGUCGCGCCGAAAAAUACCGAAACGUUUUACUCCGAAGAAAUUGGCGAGCGCAAGAGCAGCAUCGAGAGUCUCACUAGCCUAAAAAGUUAUGAAUCUCAAGGUAGCGUUAAUAGUUCCGAAUCGCAAGAGAAUUCGAGCUGCAAGCCGGUCCCAAGUACGAGAACGAAACGCGGCGAUCACUCGGCCGUGGCCGUCGCGAACACGAAUUUAGCGACCUCCAACAGACUGUCCUCGAUAAGUAAAAGAACCGAUAGCUCGUCGACGGGUUGUAGCGAUGGCGAAACGGACGGCGAUAUGCCUAACGCCGUGCAAAGUGCUCCGCCCAUUUUCAACGUCGCUCCGUCGUUCACGAAUCCUAGAGAAACGAAAUAUCAUCCGAACGCGAAUUUGAACCGCAGUCCGAAUUCGGAUAUUUGGCGAAGGCGCGCCGAGUAUUCGUCCAUCAAUUACAACGACUACAUAAUGUCGGUGCCUCAGAAAGCGACCGUGACCCGAUCCCCGAACGUUUCUCAAUAUAAGAACAUCGCCGAUAACGUUUUGGAGCACUCUCGGUUGGAACAACCGAACGAAGCUGCAAAUUACAACGUCAAAUUGGACGCCAGCGAACGUUUCAUACGGAUGGAAAAUUCUCGCGAGUCGCGACUGUCGGGGGAUCGCUUGGAAAAUCUACCGAUCUCGCCGUCACGACGGGAGCAAAACUACGGAUUGUGCAAAGACGUCAAAGAGAUCAAUUAUUUGAGAAGGCAAAAUUCCGAAGGCGACAGCACCGCCAAGGCGGAGCCAGCGAACGACGAGAACGCCGCGAAGAACGUACUCGCGAGAAGGACGGAUCUUAAAGACAAAAAUUCUAGGCCGAAGGACAAAUUCGAGCCGGACGUGCCGGUGAGGAGUGCCAGACGAAAUCGACCAUCGAGGGAGGUCCAAUGCAGAUCCAUGGGCGAGAGCGCCUCGGACACCAGCGCCGGAGAGACGAGGAGUCUCUUCCUCGGUACCAUUAAGGAGACCGACAUGAAGCGCAUGGAAAAUAUCAACGUAUGGACGAGAAAGGACAAUCCGAGCGAGGCCACCUCUAGAUCGGUCACCGAUUGGCCAGUGAAUAAGAACGAAACGGUUUACAAGGGCCAGCAGCCGGGGAAGCGAAUGAGAUCGAACGCCAUAACGACCUUGGAACUUCGAAGAAGAAAUUCCGAUCCAGCUACGAAGAUAUCCGCGUUGAACGACGACAAGCCCGGCGCGGACACCAGCCCGAACGAACUGAAACUCGCCCCUGGUAUGAAUCUGUUGGAGUGGAAGGGCAACAAUCUCUUUACCUUGGCCGGUCAUCGUUUCAGAAAAGUAGCGCGUUUCGCGAAAGACGACGUAUGCGUUUGUUGUCACGAGAAGAUGGACGCCUUUGUUACCCAAGGAUACAAGUGCGUCGAUUGCAAACAACUGUAUCACGUAAAGUGCAUUCAGAAUGGAGGAGUACUCAAAAUGCCAUGUCUCUUGGCGAACACGCCAAACAGACGGAAAAACAGAAAGCCACCGCGUACACCGUACGACGCUAGCAAACAAGCGGUGGCUUCGAAAUUCAGUCUCACCGGUACCUCGGCUUUCUCCGACAGUACGGAUAAGAUCAUAUCCGAUGCCAAAGAAUUGGCGCUCAUGCAGGACUUUAUUACUAAAAAGAUAUACAUAAUGGAGGCUCAAGAGGAAGGUAGAAAGCCCAGCGAGGUGGAUCGCGUUUUUAAGCAGGCGUUGCGUAAAUUCAAAGACGAGCUGGUGAUUACUUACAGCGUUGCGAUUCAACAGGGCGUGGAAGGAAACAUCAAGUACACCGAUCUGAUAGCGAAUUUUCUUCACGUUAUGGAGACCGUCUGUAAGCAAGAAAAUACCAGCGAGGAUUUUCCCGUGACAAUGGGCGUUAAUGCCUUCAGAGGAUUUAUGAACGAAUUCAUGACGUUGGUUAAGACCGAAGCGCCGGAGAAGCAAAGCAAGAGCAAGCGGAAAAAGGAAAAGAAACGGAAACAAGAGGAGCCUAUACGACAUGGUAAUCACAUGUUCCAAUUAACCAUCAUCAAUAUACCCACCGCUUGCGAAGUUUGUACUUCGUUCUUCAUGUGGCCGAUCGAACGAGGACUCGUUUGCCAAAAUUGCAAGCUGACCUGUCACAAGAAGUGUUACACAAAGGCAACGCCCGAGUGCGGAAAGGAAGCGUCCAUGCUCGAAGCGAAUUCGCGUAGAGUUUUCGGUGUUCCGUUGUACAAAUUGGACUGCGGCGACGGCAAAGUACCCCUGGUAGUCGAUCGAUUGAUCACGACCAUAGAGAUGCACGGAUUGUACACGGAGGGUAUAUACAGAAAGAGCGGAGUGAGUUCGAAAGUACGAGAGCUCAAGGUUAAAAUGGACGAGGGUGAUUUGGAGAAGGUGGACUUUGAGAACUAUCAGGUACACGUUCUGGCAGCCGUUUUGAAGAGCUUCUUCCGAGAUAUGCCGGAGCCUCUGUUGACUUUCGAAUACUACGACGAUUUCCUUCACGCCGCGAACUUGACCGACCCUCACGAUAGAAUCAGCACGCUCUUUGCGAUUCUGAAGAAAUUGCCGAAGCCGAAUUUCGAUCUGAUGGAACGAUUGAUCGUGCAUCUAGCGAGAGUGGCGUUGCACGAAGUCGACAAUCGAAUGUCGCCGUCCGCCUUGGCGAUCGUUUUCGCUCCGUGUAUAUUGAGAACGAAUCGAACCCUGCCGGCGCAAGAUUCGCUUCAAGACGUGGGCAGACAGACCCGCUGCGUGGAAACGAUCGUACACGAGAAAUUGCGAGUCGUAAGAGCGACUUUGGCCGACAUAAAUACCUUGGAGUCCGCUUGCCACACGGCGACCCAUCGACUCUCGAGCUUAAGGUCCUCCAAGAUAUUUAGUCCGGAAGAGCUGAACGUAGCGACGUCGAAUAUAACGGCACGAAGCGUGGGUGCCGACAGGGAGAGAGAUCGAGGGGACGAAGAGGAAGCGUUGCUCGUCGAUCACAUACAGGAGAUCCAAAAGGAGAAGGCUUUAUUGACGUCCACGUUACCGAGCUUAACCCGCGCUUCUUCGGACGACGAUCUCCUUCUCUCUGCUACGGAUUUGGACGACGGAUCUCUCGACGAUUUGCUUCCACCUUCCGCCGACGGUCUGGUACGAAAGAAACCCAUACAGAGGCAAAGCUCGGCGGACAACGCUUUUCCCACUAUCAUAAGCGUCGACGAGGACAUGGUGAUGGUAUGACCACAGUCGUCCACAGGCAACAUGUCCGUGAAACUCGGACGAUAAAAAAAGUGUAGCAGCAUGACAAGCUUCGCAUGGUUCCGUCUCUCGACGGCCGCCAAUUCUGGUCUCAUCCGAAAGACGCCGAGUUAUUUUAUUCGCUAGUUAAGACGACUUUUAUGUAGGUCUAGUAAUUUGUCAACCCUUUAGGAUCUCAAGCCGCUGAUUUUUGGGUCGUCGCUUACUUCCAUCGUUCCGUGGUUAAAAACGUUUCGUCAAAUUUUAUUUAGGAAAACGUAGCUCGCCCCGGCGUGGCGAUUUACAUAUCGCGACGUCGACCUAAUAUCGCUGUAAAAACUAUUCUUUUCCUGGGAUACAUUCCUUUUACCGAAGACUGUCAACGCUAAAUCAGCGUCUCUUUCGAGAGCUCAUCUUCGACCACCGCAAAUACUUCUUUUUUCUUCAUUUUUAUUUCAUACGUCGAUGUAACGAACGCAUCGUUCCUUGGAAAUCAUUCGUACUCUUUAUCUCUCGCAGGCAUUCGAAAACCUUUCAAUUCUAUACCUUGGUAAGGAGUUCCGCUCGAUAAGAAUUAAAUGAGACUCUCUGUCCUGAUUAUCGUCACAAUCAUGAAUCCGUUACACUUUCUUUGACAAUCGGAGAAAUUCAAAGAGAAUCGGCGAUGCGACUAAAAGUCGAUCGAUAACAGCGCGACGACUUUAGCCUAGGCUCCAUGAUCGAAUGGCAAACAGGAGGAUUGCUCGUUUCUUUCCUCGAAGAAGAAUUCUCGUUGCUUCGGCGAUAUCUUCUGCUUGGCUGAGAACAGCGAAUUAUCAAAUUGCUAGAUCUAAGCGGAAAGACUUUAUAGCAGAGAAGAUACGAAAGAACAUGGAAAACCAAAAUAUAACUUGUACAUAUUA
Vespula vulgaris is the source of this 9468-nucleotide messenger RNA. Its product is annotated as unconventional myosin-IXAa-like. The coding region runs from base 1670 to 8569 and encodes 2299 amino acids. Gene Ontology annotation, biological process: intracellular signal transduction. Gene Ontology annotation, molecular function: microfilament motor activity; ATP binding; protein binding. Gene Ontology annotation, cellular component: myosin complex. NCBI's taxonomy places the organism in Eukaryota, Metazoa, Arthropoda, Insecta, Hymenoptera, Vespidae. The record is from RefSeq and is a predicted model, not a curated record. The transcript is spliced from 16 exons.